AUAAAAAAAAAAAGCCUAAUUUGGAGGCGGUCUCCCGAAAUUCAGAGUCCAAAGAACCCAAAUCCCUAUAGCCCUUACUCAAUCUUCUUCGUCUACCUCCGAAUUCGUCGGUUGCAGACUCGCCAUCGCCGCCAAAUUCGCCGAAUCCUCUGAACCAACGAUGUCGUACGAUGACGUGGAGAUAGAAGACAUGGAGUGGAACGAGGAGCUGCAGGCCUUCACGUACCCAUGCCCCUGCGGCGACUUGUUCCAGAUCACGAAGGAGGAUCUUAAGCUCGGCGAAGAGAUUGCUCGGUGUCCUAGCUGCUCUCUUUACAUCACUGUCAUCUACAACAUGGAAGAUUUUCUCGGAGACUCUGUUCAGAAGAAUCAGCCUUCUAAACAACGGCCUACCGUUGUCGCUUAAGAAUUCAGAGUGCUCGGUGAUGAAUCAUGGUGUCACCACUGCAGCUGCACUUGUUGCAGAUGAAAUUUUGUCAGCAAAAUUCUGAGGUCUUUGUUGCCAUUAAAGUUUAUUCCUUUUCUUUUAUUUUUUUUUUAUCAGAAUUAUCCAUAAAAUAGAGGAAGGUAGAGUUGUAUGCGGAAAAGUUCAUCAAAGUACUAUUUUUGUUCCUUAUACAUGGAUCUUUGAUCUUUUCACACGAUAAUUGUUUUGAGUUGAGAUUUCCUUGGUCGAACACGUCUUCAUCGUCUGAUAAUGGAUAACUCAGACAUAAAAUAGAUUAAGUUCCCUAAUUAUGUAUUUAAACUUUUGAUUGAAAGGGUAAUGACUUGUUACUUUUUCUGUUCUCA
This is a messenger RNA of Cucurbita pepo subsp. pepo (vegetable marrow), 792 nucleotides long. RefSeq names its product diphthamide biosynthesis protein 3-like. Gene Ontology annotation, biological process: protein histidyl modification to diphthamide. The record is from RefSeq and is a predicted model, not a curated record. Lineage: Eukaryota; Viridiplantae; Streptophyta; Magnoliopsida; Cucurbitales; Cucurbitaceae. Gene Ontology annotation, cellular component: cytosol. Gene Ontology annotation, molecular function: metal ion binding.